ACAGAAGAGCGACUCACAAACUUCCUACACCACCUUGCUGAACGGCACCCAAAGGAGUUCAUCAAAGAACCCUGAUCGCAUUAAUACAGGAUUCUCCGGCUUUCCAAAGAGAAAAUGGUGGAUUAUAAAGUGACUGUGUUCACUACAGAGCAAAUCUCUGCCGGCACUUUUAACAACGUCUUCAUUAAGCUGGUGGGCACAGAUGGUGAGAGUGAAAGCGAGAAGCUCAAAGACACCUCAUUCUUAGGACAUAUACCAGCAGGAUCAGUGUGUAAUUUUACCAUAUCCUGCCCUGUCUCCAUUGGAGAGCUGCUCCUCAUAGAAAUACAGAAACAGAACUUUCUGUGGUUAAUACGCAAUGCCUGGCUUCCUGCCAAGGUGAAAGUGCAAUCCCCUGAGGGAAAAACUUAUACCUUUCCCAUCUACCGCUGGAUCACUGAUGACAAGGUGCACCGCUUCAGAGAGGGAAAAGCUCUGAGAGUCUUUGAUGAAACACAUCAUCUUGGCAAAUUCAAUCGAAAGAAGGAGCUGAGGAUGCGAGAAGAAGUCUACUGCUGGGACGUAUAUGCAGAGGGAAUACCCCACACAAUAAAGGCAGACAACACUUCUUCUCUGCCCCCUGAGGUCCACUUCUCCUUCACCAAGGAUAUAGUAUUUCGCUGGAAUAUUUUGACCAGGGGGGUGCAGAUGAGGCUGCGGGGGUACUAUGGCAACAAGAAGAACUGGAAUGAUAUUGAUGACAUCAAUCAUGUGUUCUGGAGCAAACGGACUGCAAUAUCAGACUAUGUCCAGAAACAUUGGAAGGAGGAUGCUUUUUUCGGCUACCAGUUCUUAAACGGUGUCAACCCCAUGCUGAUCCGACGUUGUACAGCCCUGCCCGAGAACUUCCGUGUCACUGAUGAAAUGGUCUCCCUCCAUGGUCAGUGUAGCUUGGAGGAUGAAAUGAAGGAAGGCAACAUAUUCCUGUGUAACUAUAAGUGUUUGGAUGAAGUGGAACUACAGGAAAUCGAUGGGAAGAAGCAGUACUUGAUGGCUCCCCUUGUCCUUCUCCACAAAAUACCUGACAAUAAGCUGAUGCCAAUUGCCAUUCGGCUGAAGCAGACUCCAGCCGACGACAAUCCCAUCUUUCUUCCUACUGAUUCAGAGUACGACUGGUUGAUGGCCAAGAUGUUUGUGAGAAGUGCAAAUUUUCACGAGCAUGAGUACAGUGUUCACUUGUUGCGCACUCAUCUGCUGGCUGAAGUCUUUGCAGUGUCACUACUACGCAAUGUGCCCAUGGUGCAUCCACUGUACAAGCUCCUCAAACUUCACACUCGCUACACUCUGCAGAUCAACGUCUUGGCUCGACUUCAUCUAAUAUCUGAGGGGGGAGUUUUAUCAGAGAAUUCAGCGUGCAAUAGAGAGGGUAUGAUCACAAUCCUGAAGAGAUCAAUGUCUACCAUGACCUACAGCUCCCUCUGUAUACCAGAUGACAUCGCUGAGCGUGGGUUGGGAGCUGUGCCGAACUUCUACUACAGAGAUGACGGACUCAGGCUUUGGGAUAUCAUCCACAGCUUUGUGCAGCGAGUGCUCAGCUACUACUACAAGAAUGACGAUGAGGUCCAACGAGACACUGAACUGCAGAAGUGGAUUUUGGACAUUUUUGAACAUGGAUUCCUUUCCCAAGCAGGCACAGGAAUUCCAGAAAAGCUUUCCACCAUCCAUGAGUUGGUCAAGUAUGUCACCAUGGUGAUCUUCACCUGCUCAGCACAGCACGCUGCAGUGAAUGAUGGACAGUAUGACUAUGGUGCCUGGAUGCCCAACACUCCCACCACCAUGCAACUCCCUCCACCAACCACAAAAGGGACAACGAUGGUGGAGACAAUCCCUAACAUUAGCACAACAGUUAAGGGAAUGGUGGCCAUGUGGCUACUCAGCCAGCCACCUUCUGACUUUGUCGCUCUCGGUGAUUACCCGGAGGAACAUUUCAAUGAGAAAGAUCCCUGCGAGGCGAUAAAGGAUUUCCAACAUGAGCUUAAAAAGUUAAGUGCAGAAAUCAGAGUAAGAAACACGAGCCUGGAAAUCCCGUACACAUACAUGGAUCCAACAGAGAUGGAAAACAGUGUGACCAUUUGAAUGGUGAGACCUUCUGAGCUGCCAAAUUCAGCUUCAUAUUAACAAAAGUGAAAAAAGAAUGAACUCCAUGUUUUUAACUGAUCUGUGAUUUUAAGCAGUAUACUUGAUUUAACUGUGGUUAAUAAAUUGAAAUACAUAAUAAAUUGACUGCUUUAAAUUAUAAUCCACAUAUUAAAUAUUUUUGGGUCAUAAGUAAAUUUCCAGGGCAUCUCAUUAAAAAAAGAUUAUGAAUGUAAAAUACAAAGUUGCUACAUUGAGAAGUUUCCUAUAAACACAAGUGUUACAGCCACUGCUGUGUCGCCCGUGUAUAUUGCGAUGUGUUGUAUUAUUCAAUGUAAAUACAGGUGUGGGAUCACCAGGCUCCGAUUGGUCCCCACCUGAGGGGAGGGGCCCAAUUCCCGGCAUCUGGUCAUUUAAACUCGAACUGCCAAAGCAUCAGGGCGGUUUGUUUUCUUUGUGUUGAGCUAACUUCGUUAGUUGCAACAUUUGUGAACGUUAACAGUGGUUAACUUGUUUGUGGAGGUUAUUUCCAUUUGUUUUUGGGACUGGGCAGGGUUUAGUUUAAUAACGUAGAAUAUUUCUGUUAGACCCAUUAGUUUAGGGGUGCUGUUUUUGUUAUUAAGUGUUCGAUUUAGAUAAAGAUAGGGAUGGUAGGGUUUUUCUUUCUCAUUUUGUUUAAUCUAGAUAGCAUAGGCUCUGGUAAGAGUUUUCUUUUUGUUAUAUAUAUAUAUGUCUGUUCUUUUAAACAGCAUCUGCUCGCCCUUUGUUCCUUUUACCACCUCACCUCCCCUUUGUUUAAAACAAUUUGAAUUGUAAUAAAUACCUUAAAAUGGUCAUAAUCUUUCAUGACCAUCAAUUAUUUUUUUCAGGGACAAUUAUACGUUAUUAUACAUUAUAUCAUUAUGUAUACAUUAUAUUAUAUGUGUGUUUCAUAGCAGCCUUGCAUUGAUAAACUGAGCUACAGCUUGAUCUAUAUUUGAGCCUGCUGUGUGCUAGGGCACAGCAGAUUAUAUAUUUGUGUGAGAAACUAAUAUUUGCAUUGUUUUCUUGUUGUUUUAAUUUUCUUGACAUACUGAUACUGUUCAUGUGCUUGAUAUAUUUGGUUCAUGUGAACAUUGUCAUUUAAUAAUCACUGCAAAACCCUGAUUGGUUUGAAUUAAACAUCUCAAUGAUUUGUCACUAUAUUCUGUGCAUUCUUUUUAUUCUAGAAAUGUGUUAUUGUUGUAGUGUGUAGGUGUUCCAGUGUGAAUUUCUGUAUUCAGUACUUUCUCUGUGCUAAUUUUCUAUGACUUCUGUAAACUGUGACCACAUUUCCUCCCAUCAGUCACUGUCAAGCUUUGACAGUAACACAUGUAAGGCAGAGUUCACCACAUCAAAUUAUGUGUAUCAUUAUGAAUGUUCCUAACUGAGUGAAAUGACGUAAUUACGUAGCUGCCAUGAUAAGAGCUGUUCAAAUUCUCUAAAUGUUAAUUAAAGGAACUUUAAUGCUUCCUCUCUUAUCUCCAUUAGUAAGCACAACCACUUUAUCUCGCAGUGAAAACUGUCCCAACCUAGAUCCUUUUUAUUGUACAGGCACUGUUGACGUCCUUGGGCCUGUAACAAUGGUACAGGUGGUCUCUGACCUUCUUCCUAACCUUAAAAUGAGCAGG
Molecule: messenger RNA, 3764 nt
Organism: Larimichthys crocea (large yellow croaker)
Lineage: Eukaryota; Metazoa; Chordata; Actinopteri; Sciaenidae
Product: hydroperoxide isomerase ALOXE3
Exons: 15
Coding region: 115-2115 (666 amino acids)
Biological process (GO): lipid oxidation
Molecular function (GO): protein binding; iron ion binding; oxidoreductase activity, acting on single donors with incorporation of molecular oxygen, incorporation of two atoms of oxygen
Source: RefSeq, a predicted model, not a curated record